AUGCCUUUAUAUAUGCACGCAGAACCCACUUUUGUACUUAAUGGUGAUGUGUGGACAGUCGCUAAUCAAAAAAAUACCACUAUCGACCUUGCUCGCGUCACACGCACGCAGUCUGUUCAGGUCUGUGAAUGCUCCGAUGUGAAGCUAGUCAUACCUACCAAGAUUGUGUCACUGUCACUUGUAUCUUGUAACAAAGUCGAGGUUGAGAUGGAUUCUUCUAUUUCUGGUAUGGAGUUGACCAAUUGCCAUGGUGUAAUGGUUCGCGUUGCAACCAGCCUUCCAUCAGCAGCCAUCGACAAGUGCCAACAGAUAGCAUUUUGGAUCACCGCUGCUAAUGCUGAGACUAUAAUGUUCACGUCAUGCAAAUCCGGUGAUAUGAAUGUAAACAUCAACCGUAAUGCCACCGGUAACGUUGACGAAGACGACUGGAUCGAACGUCCUAUACCCGAGCAUUUCGAACACCGCUUCAACGCUAAACUUACACUCGACAGCAAACCUUCAAUGCUCUACUAA
Babesia sp. Xinjiang is the source of this 513-nucleotide messenger RNA. It is a transcript of the gene cap, whose product is annotated as Adenylyl cyclase-associated protein. Gene Ontology annotation, biological process: regulation of adenylate cyclase activity; cytoskeleton organization. Lineage: Eukaryota; Apicomplexa; Aconoidasida; Piroplasmida; Babesiidae. Gene Ontology annotation, cellular component: cytoplasm. Gene Ontology annotation, molecular function: adenylate cyclase binding; actin binding. The coding region runs from base 1 to 513 and encodes 170 amino acids. The record is from RefSeq and is a predicted model, not a curated record. The transcript has a single exon.